GUAUAAAGCAUGUGUUGUAAACAAACGAGCCAAAGUUGGAAACGAUAUUCUUAGGAACUGAAGUGAUUCCCUCUUGCGAUAAACCUGGUAUUUUAAGAAAAGGGAGCUAAAUAAAGAGGGUGUCGUGGGAUAUUAAGUACACAAAAGUAUGAAGCCCUUUAAAGGAAGAAGAGCGUAAACAUCUCCCAGCCCAGAGUGGGAUGAGCUCCCUCAGCAAGCGGGUGCGUCCCUCUCCUGCCCCUCAGAGAAGGCCCUCUUCUGAAAGCGGUCAUCUUCCAGCGGCGGCCUCCAUGAGGCACAAUGGGGCGCAGUUCGAAAGAUAAACGCGACGUAUACUACCGGCUGGCGAAGGAGGAAGGAUGGAGGGCGAGGAGUGCUUUUAAACUCAUUCAGAUUAACGAGGAAUUUAACAUCUUUGAAGGAGUUACCCGUGUUGUGGACCUGUGUGCAGCUCCUGGCAGUUGGAGUCAAGUUUUGUCACGCACACUCAGAGGGGCAGCACCAGACCCUUCUGUAGUCAAGAUUGUGGCUGUUGAUCUUCAGGCAAUGGCUCCCUUGCCAGGCGUUGUUCAGAUUCAAGGAGAUAUCACUAAGACCAGCACUUCAGAGGCAAUCAUUAGCCACUUUCAGGGUGACACAGCACAGCUUGUCGUUUGCGAUGGUGCUCCAGAUGUUACUGGACUACACGACCUUGAUGAAUAUGUACAGGCACAGCUACUCUUGGCUGCACUAAAUAUCACAACUCACAUAUUGGCUCCGGGAGGAACUUUUGUAGCAAAGAUUUUCAGAGGGAAGGACGUCACCUUGCUUUACGCUCAGCUCAAGAUUUUCUUCAGGAAAGUUACUGUAGCCAAACCCAGAUCCUCAAGGAACUCAAGUAUUGAAUCCUUUGUUGUAUGCCAGGACUACAGUCCGCCAGAUGGUUACACUCCCACUAUGGUGAACCCUCUGCUUGACCUUAGUUACCAAGGAUCGUGGCAGGACCUGAAGGGGAUAAACCGUGUCAUAGUUCCCUUCCUUGCUUGUGGUGACCUUUCUGCAUAUGACUCUGAUAUGACUUAUCCUUUGCAAAUUGAUGGGCAGUCUUAUGAGUAUCGACCACCAACCCAGCCACCUAUUAGUCCUGCAUACACGACAGCAAUUACCAUGAAACGCCAAAACCUACAGGUGAAUCCUCAUCUGGAGCAAGGUAUCCAAGUAGAAGGAAAAACAAUAGUGGGGGAACAAGGAACCGCAGCGAAUACCCCUGAAGACAUGAUAGAUAAAAUGGAUAAAAUGAAGUUGCAACCUUAGGUUUUGAGUAAUUACGUUUUACAGCCAAGUGUCUUGCAAUGGAACUUUGCAUGUACGUUUAAAAAAUCUAUCUGUUUAUAUCAAAGGAUUAGGUGAUUAUGAAUGCUGUCAUAAUUUUUAGACAUUACGUUUAA
Molecule: messenger RNA, 1427 nt
Organism: Penaeus monodon (black tiger shrimp)
Lineage: Eukaryota; Metazoa; Arthropoda; Malacostraca; Decapoda; Penaeidae
Product: putative tRNA (cytidine(32)/guanosine(34)-2'-O)-methyltransferase
Exons: 6
Coding region: 301-1293 (330 amino acids)
Biological process (GO): tRNA methylation; cytoplasmic translation
Cellular component (GO): cytoplasm
Molecular function (GO): tRNA methyltransferase activity
Source: RefSeq, a predicted model, not a curated record